Molecule: messenger RNA, 3895 nt
Organism: Folsomia candida
Lineage: Eukaryota; Metazoa; Arthropoda; Collembola; Entomobryomorpha; Isotomidae
Gene: Tsp
Product: cartilage oligomeric matrix protein
Exons: 30
Coding region: 290-3442 (1050 amino acids)
Biological process (GO): cell adhesion
Cellular component (GO): extracellular region
Molecular function (GO): calcium ion binding
Source: RefSeq, a predicted model, not a curated record
CGCCUUUUUGGCCAGUGCUUGGCUUGCUUUGCCCCACAAACAACGUCUCAUCUCGAUAACGACGACGAGAGUCAGGUUAGGCCAGCCUGUGAUUCUAGGGUUAACAAAACCCUUAACUUUUCCUACCUGGUUCUCAGGGUUCAUAUUUGAUUGACUAAUUUUUGUGGAAUUUGUUUAAAAAAGUUUGACCCGAGUGGCACAAUUUCUCACUUUGCUUCCAGGUGCAUGGAUGACACGAAACUCUCGCAAUCUGUUUCAGUUUUAGAAUAGUUGUUUAACAAAGUACUGCAUGAGGUCAACGAACAUGUCAGUGCUACCUCUUCUUAAGCUAAUUUUGGUGUUCAUUCUCAUCUGCUCGGUGGUGGGGUUUUCUCAUGAUCCAGAUUUAUCAAAGUCCAUCCAACGUGCAAUCGAGGAUGAUCGGUUUGUGAUAGUUUUCGAAAACUUGUCACCACGGAGGAGGAGUCGAGGUGCAAAUGUCGACAUAUUGCUCACGGUCGACUUUCCGCACUCCAAGCAACAAGUUGGAUUUGCACUUGACCGUAAAAAUCAUCAAGUGAUAAUCGAGACGAUUGAAGAUGCAGCUAAGAAAACGCUCAACAUCCCAACCACCUACUUGACGGAAACGAGUUCACACUCGAGCCUCGUCGUGGAAGUUACGCAGUCAUGGACGGGCACGGCCAAGUUGUCACUUUUCCUAGAUUGUUCACCUCUUGGACUUGUCACAUUAUCCAAAACAAUGAGAGACAUGAUGGUCAAAGUUAAACCUGCCUUAGUCCGUGCGAGCCGAGAUCGUCGGAUUAAGGUGUCAAUCAAGCCUUCGCUGGACGCCAGGGAGGCGCUGGAUGACCUUCAAUGUCCAUCUAGGGCAGAACAAGCCAUCCAGCCAUCCACAAAUGAGGUCAUCACAUACAGAAGAGGUGAUAUCCCAAUCUUGUCGCCGGAUUUUGAUGACCGAGACUCGUUGUUGAUAAAGACACUGCAAGAACUAAUUCAGACCAUAAAAAACCUUCAGAUCGAAGUUGUGGGACAGCGUGACGACACUCGAAAACUGAGGGAGGCACUUGAAAACUGCGAGGCUUGCAAACCAGGCCCACCCCCAGAACCUGUUCGGACGGGUUGCAGAGCCCAACCCCCACCGUGCUUCCAAGGCGUCCCGUGCACGGAUGGCCCGGAUGGUCGUGUUCAAUGCGGUGCCUGUCCACGCGGUUACAUUGGAGAUGGACGGAACUGUAAACCGGGAAUCACGUGUAGGGAAAGACCCUGUUUCCAAGGGGUGCAGUGCUACGACACGGUCGACGGGUUCCAGUGCGGCCCUUGUCCAUCAGGCUACCACGGGGACGGACAGCGGUGCGAACGCCGACGAGGAUGUGACAGUAGCCCCUGCUACUCAGGGGUUCAAUGUCAUGACACUGAUGAGCCGCCGUCCUAUUACCGAUGUGGUGCUUGCGUUACUGGUCUCACUGGCAAUGGCACCCACUGCUACGAUUUGGACGAGUGCGAUUUGGCGGAACCUUGCGAUGUUCGGGUCCGCUGUAUUAACAUGGCCCCAGGAUUUAGGUGUGAUCCGUGUCCAGCAGGAUUCACCGGAAGCACUGGCCUCCAAGGGCAGGGGCUCGAAUUUGCGAGAAGGAAUCGUCAAAGAUGUCAAGAUAUUGAUGAAUGCGAGCGUGGAAAUGGAGGAUGUGCAGAAAAUUCGAGAUGUAUCAACACUGAUGGAUCUUUCUACUGCGGGGAAUGUAUUCAUGGUUUCUUUGGGAAUCAAACAUUCGGAUGUCACAAUCGAAUAGCUGGAAUGUGUCCUGAUGGUUCAUUCUGUGACGAUAAUUCCGACUGUGUCAGACUUCCAGGUCUUAACUACUACGUUUGCAGGUGUAAAAUCGGAUGGGCUGGUGAUGGGAAAUCCUGUGGGCCUGACAGAGAUUUGGACGGAUGGCCCGACUAUGAUUUGGGAUGCAGUGACAAAAAAUGUAGAAAGGAUAACUGUGUGGACACGCCCAAUUCUGGACAAGAAGAUGCGGACAAUGAUAAUAUUGGAGAUGCAUGUGACCCUGACGCAGAUAAUGAUGGAAUUCCAAACAGUCCUGACAACUGUCCUUUGGUCCAUAACCCUGGUCAAGAGGAUACUGAUCCUGAAGGUGGAGAUAAGCAAGGGGAUGCUUGUGAUAACUGUCCGACUGUGCCAAACCUUGAUCAAGAAGAUACUGACCGAGAUGGAAUUGGCGAUCUCUGUGAUCCUGAUAUUGACAAUGACGGGGUGCCCAAUGAGCGAGAUAACUGUCCUAAAACGCCCAACUCGAACCAACGUGAUCAGGAUCGGGAUGGUCUUGGUGACGAGUGUGAUAAUUGUCCCAGAGUUCCAAAUCCAGACCAAACUGAUUCGGAUAGGGACUUGGUUGGUGAUGCUUGUGACUCAAAUAUUGAUCGUGAUAAAGAUGGCAUUCAGGACAACGUGGAUAACUGCCCUCACAUUCCUAAUGGUGAACAGAGGGAUGCAGAUAAUGAUGGCAUCGGUGACGACUGCGACCCUGACGCGGAUAAUGAUGGGAUCCCCAACGAGCGUGAUAAUUGCAUGAUUGUCUACAAUCCAGACCAAACAGACAGUGACCGUGACGGGCGAGGCGAUGCAUGCGAAGAUGAUUUUGACUUGGACAAAAUUCCCGAUUUCUUAGAUAACUGUCCAAACAACUCUAAGAUAUUUACCACCGAUUUCCGAACAUAUCAAACUGUGGUGUUGGACCCAGAAGGAGAGUCCCAAAUUGAUCCAAACUGGGUCAUUUACAACAAGGGAGCUGAAAUUGUUCAGACUAUGAACUCGGAUCCUGGAUUAGCUGUCGGGUUCCACAGUUUCGGCGGCGUCGAUUUCGAAGGAACAUUUUUCGUUGACACCGAAUUGGACGAUGACUACGUUGGAUUCAUUUUCAGCUAUCAAGAUAACUCUCAGUUUUAUACUGUAAUGUGGAAGAAGAACACUCAAACUUAUUGGCAAGCGACGCCAUUCCGAGCUGUUGCGGAACCUGGUAUUCAACUCAAGUUGGUACAGUCCAACACCGGACCAGGUGAAAUGUUGCGUAACUCUUUGUGGCAUACGGGCGACACUGAAAGUCAAGUGAAAUUGUUAUGGAAGGACCCAAGAAAUGUUGGAUGGCGAGAGAAGGUGGCAUAUCGUUGGCUUCUUCUCCAUCGGCCUAAAAUUGGGCUCAUCCGACUCCGAAUCUUUGAAGGAGAAAAUAUGGUUGCCGAUUCAGGGAACAUUUUCGACUCGACGCUCAAGGGUGGGAGACUUGGUGUAUUUUGCUUCUCGCAGGAAAUGAUCAUUUGGUCGGAUCUCGUGUAUCGUUGCAACGACCACGUCCCAGAAGCCAUUUAUCGAGAACUUCCUCCAAGAUUGCAGUCUGAGGUUGAAAUCGAUAGAAGCAAACCACCACCACCCUCCACAUAAGAUUGGUUAUUGAACACCACCAAUUGUUGGUUGGAUUCUAAAAAAUGUUAACUGUGUAACAUUUUUUUUAAAAAAUAUUUGUUAAUCUUAUUUGUUUGUCAAUUUCUAAGUUCCAUGCUAAAAUAUUCAUUCACUGCCUGCUCAUCAUCAUCCUGUGUGGUAUAGCUUCCGUUUUAUUGGACUAUAAAAAUAUAUGUAACCAUUCAAAAGGUUCAUCAUAGGAUCACGAUGGCGAGCGUCACACUAUAACUAAAAUACUAGCAAAAACACUCAUGAAUCUAGAUUUUAAAACAAUAAUAAUAAGCCGAACGGCAGAACAGCAUUGUUGAAUUGAAAGUCGUUUUUACAUUUAUUUCGUUAAAAGGGACGCCAGAAGUAGUUUUGAUAAGAUUAAUGACAAAAGUUUAAUUUCUCGACCCAUUAUAUACUAAUAAAUUCCUGCAAUAUAUCUGA